Messenger RNA from Liolophura sinensis, 1155 nucleotides. RefSeq names its product tRNA methyltransferase 10 homolog A-like. Gene Ontology annotation, cellular component: nucleoplasm; nucleus. Bases 215 to 1141 code for a protein of 308 amino acids. Gene Ontology annotation, biological process: tRNA N1-guanine methylation. The record is from RefSeq and is a predicted model, not a curated record. Gene Ontology annotation, molecular function: tRNA binding; methyltransferase activity. NCBI's taxonomy places the organism in Eukaryota, Metazoa, Mollusca, Polyplacophora, Chitonida, Chitonidae. The transcript is spliced from 7 exons.
UAUUUGGAUAACAGCUUAUUGUCUGUUGUUGUCCUGAAAGGGCUAUAUUGGAUAUGUAUUUUAUUGAAUAAUGAAAGUGCUUCACGCUUUACAAAAGAAACGGCCUAUUUUGAUGCUUUUCAUUGGAAGAGGGUAAAGUUUUUGACAACUGUCACAGAAUUCAGCACUGUUCAACAACAACACGGGCUACAGAAGUUACACGACUAUCACAAUUAUGGAUUGUACCUCUGGAGAACAGGUGUCAGAGGGUCAGGCGGAAGAGGGGAACUCAGCUGAAACACCAAUUUCUAAAAAUCAAUUAAAACGUCUGAGAAAACAAAAAAAAUGGCUGGAAUCAAAGGGCGAAAAAAGGAAGAAGGAAAAAGAAAAACGAAAAAGAAAGAUUGCUGAGGCGAGAGCGAGAGGGGAAUCACUUGGUCCAACAAGGAAAUCAUUGAAGGAAAACAGCAUGAAGAAUUCUGCUUGUAAAAUCAGGGUGGUGAUUGACUGUUCAUUUGACAAGUACAUGAAUGAUAAGGACACCAUGAAGCUUGUGAAACAAAUCCAACAUUGUUACUCUGUCAACAGACGCUCUGCUAAUCCUUUACAGUUUUAUUUGUGCUGCUCUGAUGGAAAAACCAAAGAGAGACUUGAUAGGAUUGGAGAUUAUAAAAACUGGGAUGUAAAUUUCAGAGAUGAUCCAUUAUGGGAUGUGUUUGAGCGAGAAGAAAUAGUGUACCUGACCAGUGAUUCACCUAAUGUCCUUACAGAACUGCAGCCUGACAAAGCGUACAUCGUUGGCGGUCUGGUGGACCACAAUCAUGAAAAGGGCCUGUGUCAUCGCUUAGCAGAGGAGAAGUCUGUCAGCCAUGCCCAGUUACCCAUUGGGGAUUAUGUCAAACUUAACAGCAGGAAGGUCCUCACAGUUAACCAUGUUUUUGAAAUCUUGCUUCGAUACACAGAGACAGGGAAUUGGGAAAAUGCCUUCUAUCAAGUUAUACCUCAAAGGAAGACUGUGAAACUAGAGGUAGAAAAGAACACUGAACCUUCUGACUGUAUUGAGAGUGAGGAAUCAGAGGAUAUCAUCAAGUGCGAUAAAAAUGUUCAGGAUAUUCGUGAAGAAAAUGAAGACAGUAAACCAAAAAGUGAAACCACCCUGUAAAUGAAAACAGUGGA